Messenger RNA from Thelazia callipaeda (thelaziosis nematode), 420 nucleotides. NCBI's taxonomy places the organism in Eukaryota, Metazoa, Nematoda, Chromadorea, Rhabditida, Thelaziidae. The record is from the annotation of a GenBank genome assembly.
AUGAAUGCGCUUUCAGAUUGUUCAAAAAAUUAUCAAAAAACAGCUACUGAAUUCACACGUAAGUUUCCUAUGAAAACAAUACGGGAUGUGAAGGAAAAACGAUUGGCAGAAGUAGUCAAACAACAAUUAAGUGAAUGUGAUCUGAAGUCAAGAAGCAAUCACUGGCAAAUACUAAUGAAAUUACUUCCAGAUGUGAAACUUUCGCCAAGCGAAGAAGAGGAAUGCAAAAAUGGGCUUAUCCAAGAACGCAUUGCUUGCGUGAAUCUUAUUUCUUACACAUGUCAAUUCAUCAAACGUGAUUACAAAUUUCGUUUAGUCCCAGCACGUGUAAUUAUGCAGGAAGCACGUUUAGCCGAAGAUGGGGCAAACAAAUGCUCAAAAGUUAUUCGACACAUCAAAAAGCAUAAUUUACCAAAGUAA